Molecule: messenger RNA, 1443 nt
Organism: Chrysochloris asiatica (Cape golden mole)
Lineage: Eukaryota; Metazoa; Chordata; Mammalia; Afrosoricida; Chrysochloridae
Gene: SMTNL1
Product: smoothelin-like 1
Exons: 7
Biological process (GO): actin cytoskeleton organization
Cellular component (GO): microtubule organizing center; filamentous actin
Molecular function (GO): protein binding
Source: RefSeq, a predicted model, not a curated record
AUGGAGCAGAAGGAAGGAAAGCCCUCAGAGGAUGAGGCCACCAUCUCCCCACCCGCAGAGGGCCCUGGGACCCUGGGAGAUGGAGACUCUGCAAAGGAGGAUGCCAAAGGCGCAGAUGGGAAGACUGUCAAAGACAGGCCUGCAGAUGGGGCAGGGACACCAGAAAAUGCACCAGCUGAGAACAGCAUCUCAGGUGAAUUCCAGGGAGAAGCAAAUGGGCUGGAGGAAGUCACAGUGAAAUCCCAAGGGGAGGCCAAGGCUGAACUGAAGAAGGAGGCGGAUGGGAAGACAGAAACCACAGAGGCCCCUCAGGAGAAGACUGAUGAGAAAGGAGAGAGCAAAUCUGAACUGAAGGAGGCUGAGGAAAAAGAGAAGGCAACAUCAGCCUCUGAGAAGCAGAAUGCUGAUGAGAAAGAAGCCAAGCCUGAAUGUAGGGAGAAAGCUGACAUGGAUGACCCAGCCAAGGCUGAACCCAAGGAGGCUGUUGGGAAGGAGGCGGCCAUGAUAGCCCCUCAGGAGAAAGACAAGAUGGAGGAACCCAAGGAGGCCAAGACUGAAUCUCAGAAGAAGUCUCUUUUGGAUGAGGCUGAAGCUGGACCUCAGGAGGCUGAUGGGCAAGACGAGGCUGGAAAUGACGUAAAGGAAGAGGUGAGUGAGGUAGAGGACAGAAAGGAGGAGGCCCCAUGAGGCAGGGAUGCAGAGCCUCAUGAUACCAAUGACGAGCAGGACCAGUCUGUAGAGAGAGAACAAGAGGAAGGGGCAAGGAUGGUCCCCAGCUCCCCCGAAGAGUGGCCUGCGAGCCCUACGGACUUCAGCCCUGAUGGGCUGGGUCCAGACACAGAAGCUUCCGGAGAGACCAGUCCUUCCACCAGUGAGUCUUCUCCCAGUGAUGUGCCCCAGAGUCCCACGGAGCCCCUCCCUGCUGGGGAAAAGCAGAAGGAAAAGGCCCCUGAACACAGGGUGUCAGCCCCUACCCGACCCCGGGGAGCCCGUGCCCAGAACCGCAAAGCCAUCAUGGACAAGUUUGGUGGGGCGGCCUCGGGCCCCACAGCCCUGUUCCGGAACACAAAGGCAGCUGGGACAGCCAUUGGUGGGGUCAAGCAGAUGCUAUUGCAGUGGUGCCAAGCCAUGACAAGGAAAUACGAGCACGUGGACAUCCAGAACUUCUCCUCAAGCUGGAGCAGCGGCAUGGCCUUCUGUGCCCUCAUCCACAAGUUCUUCCCCGACGCCUUCGACUACGCCACGCUGGACCCCACUCAGCGCCGUCACAACUUCACCCUGGCCUUCUCCACUGCAGAGAAACUGGCUGACUGUGCCCAGCUGCUGGAUGUGGAUGAUAUGGUGCGCCUGGCGGUGCCUGACUCCAAGUGCGUGUACACCUAUCUCCAGGAGUUGUACCGCAGCCUCGUGCAGAAGGGACUGGUGAAGACCAAGAAGAAAUGA